CCGCUACAUUGUAUGGGCACGGAGUCCUAUUUCACCCGCAAUUUUGUUUGAUAUUAUUGACACUCGCUUAACACAUCCAGCAAAAACAACUUCUUGGGUUGCAGGAAAUCUUCAAAAAAUGGAAAGCGACGGUUGAAGUUUAUUGUUGAAAUGUAUAAUCAUGGUGUUAAGUUGUUUGCGAAUGACAAGCAAGAAGGGGGAGUUUAAUUGAUGACUUCUUGGAGGAAAAUGGGUGCGUGCGGGUAGCAUAAAAAAAAAAAACAACAAACAAAUAAUUUCCUGAAGCAAGUGAAGGGAAUGGAUGUAAAGUUGGGUAGUUAACGCACAAAAGAAAGGAAGAGAGAGGGGAGUCUCCGCUUGGAGCGAGGAGGAGGACAGGAGAAGGAAGAUGAGGGGAGCAUGACGGCUCGGUCCUCAUGGCUGUUAUCUGACUUUCUGAGGCCACUGCUCUACUUUGCUGCUGUAAGGUAGAGCAGCCCAACUCUGCCUGGGAAGCAGCUUCAGACCAGCACACAGACCACCCUGUGAAGAGUUCUCCUUUUAAUGGAUGCCCGGGUGGCUCUGCCGAUUGUGUGGACAAGUCUUGUCCUUCUGACAGCCGAGUUGAAGUGGAUUGAUGCUGCCGAGAUUUUCACCAACACAUGGGCUGUCCAGAUCAAUGGAGGUCCUAGGGAGGCUGACCGCAUCGCCAGAGAGCAUGGUUUCAUCAACCAAGGCAAUGUUUUUGGAGAUUAUUAUCACUUCAGGCACCAUGCCGUGGAGAAGAGGGCACUGUCAGGCCACACGGGAAUGCACAUCAGACUGCAAAAAGAACCACAGGUCCUGUGGGCGGAACAGCAAGUGAUGAAAAGAAGAAAGAAGAGAGAUAUCUUUGAAGACCCCACCGACCCAGAUUUUUCCAAGCAGUGGUACCUGUCCAAUCCAACACAUCAAGACUUGAAUACGAAAGCAGCCUGGGCUCAAGGCUACACUGGGAGAGGUGUAGUGGUGACCAUUUUGGAUGAUGGGAUUGAAAAGGACCAUCCUGACCUCCACAGCAAUUAUGACCCUGAGGCAAGCUACGAUGUUAAUGAUGGAGAUGCUGACCCCCAGCCGAGAUACACACAACGAAAUGAGAACAGACAUGGAACUCGUUGUGCAGGCGAAGUCGCAGCUAUAGCCAACAACGGAAUAUGUGGCACAGGUGUGGCCUUUAACGCAAAAAUUGGAGGAGUUCGUAUGUUGGAUGGGGAAGUGACAGAUGUGGUGGAGGCUCAUUCCCUAAGCCUUAACCCUCAGCAUAUCCACAUCUACAGUGCCAGCUGGGGCCCGGAGGAUGAUGGCAAGUCAUUGGAUGGCCCUGCCAAACUGGCAAUGGAGGCUUUCCUUCAAGGCAUAACCAAGGGACGCAGUGGACUGGGCUCCAUCUUCGUCUGGGCUUCAGGCAACGGUGGCCGCGAACAGGACAGCUGCAACUGUGACGGCUACACCAACAGCAUUUACACGCUGUCCAUCAGCAGCACCACAGAGUCGGGCAAUGUGCCGUGGUACAGUGAACCCUGCUCCUCCACCCUGGCUACAACCUUUAGCUCUGGGAAUCCAGGAGAGAAACAGAUAGUGACCACAGACCUGAGGCAGAAAUGCACUGACUCUCACACGGGGACGUCUGCCUCGGCUCCACUAGCUGCUGGGAUCAUCGCUCUGGCUCUGGAGGCAAACAUGAACCUGACCUGGAGGGACAUGCAGCACCUGGUGGUGAGGACGUCAUUACCUGGGCACCUUAUCGCCGGAGACUGGAAGACCAAUGGAGUGGGACGCAUCGUGAGUCAUUCGUAUGGCUAUGGCUUACUAGAUGCAGGCGCUAUGGUGAGUUUGGCACAGAACUGGACGACAGUGGGACCACAGCACCAAUGCGUUCUGACAAUGCUUACAGAACCAAGAGACAUCGGGAACAAGCUGGUGUUCAGCAAGAGCGUUGAUGCCUGCUGGGGGCGACCGGAGUAUGUCCGAUCUCUGGAGCACGCUCAGGCUCGCCUCACUCUUUCCCACAACCAGCGAGGAAAAUUGGCCAUUCAUCUAAUCAGCCCACUGGGAACACGUUCCACCCUGCUGUUCCCAAGGCCCAAUGACUAUUCUUCGGAGGGGUUCAACGACUGGGCCUUUAUGACCACCCACUCGUGGGACGAGGACCCGCAGGGAGAGUGGACCCUAGAGAUAGAAAACGUUGCAUCUAAUGGACGUGACUAUGGUGUACUGAGUCAGUUCACUCUCACCCUGUGGGGCACCGGACCCAGCGUUGUUAACCCCUCGUCACCCUACUUCCCUCGACCUUCCAACAACAGCUGCAAGACCUUCGAUGCCCAGCAGAUCUGUAUUGAGUGCAGCCCAGGCUUCUCCCUCUUCCUCCAGGGCUGUGUGAAGUUUUGCCCCCCAGGCUUCACGUCAGGCCCACAACUGCUCAACCUCUCUCUGGAGAACUGGGUGGACUUGUCCUCUGUUCAGGCCUGCCUGUCUUGCCACCCAUCCUGCCUCACCUGCUCAGGCACUGGACCUACAGACUGCCUUUCCUGUCCAACUCACAGCCACCUAGUUUUCACCUCCUGCCUGCACCAGAAUCAGGUCCAGAGGAAAUCCCCCCUAACCGGAGGAGGGUUAGGUGAAGAAGAUGAGCUGGAGGUGAAGACACCAGCAGCAGCGGUGGCGGCAGCAGGAGCAGACAUGAACGGUGGACCGGCUGAAGAACUGCCAGGAAUCGGUGCUGCUCCGCCCUCUCAGCUUCCUGUCGUCGUGGCGGUUCUCAGCUGUGCCUUGAUCCUGGCUGCCUUCGUCGGGGUCUUCUUCUUGCUUCAGGUGCGCUCAGGAGACACCGCUUUGACCUGGAGGACUAAACUGCCCUCUGUGUUUUCAGACACCAGGAGGACACGGCUGGGCCUUGGCUUGGGCUUCCAGCGGGGGCGGGAGAGGAAGGCUCGGAUAUGCUACAAGGGGAUCCCCACUGUGUGGGCGGACGAGGACACCGUCGCCUGUGAGUCUGAAUCAGACAGCGAGGAAGUGGACGGUCAGAGCGAGAGGACAGCUUUCAUCAAGACUCAGAGCUUGAUGUAGCUGGAUCAGCUUCAGUCGCCGCGGGUUCUCACACCAUGGCGUGGAGGGUGUGAGAUCUGACUGUGAGGAGGUGAUAGAAACACAGGCCUUACUGUCCCAUCAGCACUACAUCCUAAUGCAUUACCUAUUUAUUUACCUUUCAGUAAUUUAACUGAUUUCAUUGAUCACUUAUGUAAUCUGUUAUAUCCAUUAUGUCCUUAAUUCUGUCACCAAUACAGUGUGUUACAAAAGUUUUUAAAAAGUCCAUGAAGUUGGUGUCUGGUAAAAGCACCGACUUCAGUGUAUUUCACUGGGAUGUUUACAUGAUAGACCACAAGGUGGCAUAUAUGUGUGACAUGAAGAGUGUAUAUAUUUAUAUUUUACAAAUAAAAUACCUGAAAGGUCUGAAGUACACCUAUAGCUCCCAGACUACUUGGUGAAACCAAAGUCAGCUGGAAUUACAGCCCAGUUUUAUGGGGUGCGUCAUAAAGAUCAAUCUUUAUUUGGCUCCAUUUUGUCUUCACAUCAACACUGAUCAGCUUUCCUGUCCUUUUAUGAUGUAAAAGAUCUGAUCAGCAUGAUAACACCACCGCAAUGCUGUCACAGAAGGUCAGAGUUUUUUUGCUUUUUUUUUAAUCACAUCACACGUAGUAUUUUUCUUGUAGGCCAGAAACUUACAUUGUUGCUUCAUCUGACCUUUGUGUUUUCACAAAGUAGUUUAGGAGUACAUGUUUAGGAGUACAUGUUUUUUGUCUUCCCUCUACACACCGUUUUGCAACCUUGAUAUUGGGCUUUUAAUGGCUUUCCCUCUAGAACAUUUUUCUCAUCAGAUUUCCUCUGUUAGGAAAAUCUCACCGGAUUUUCCUAACAGAUGAAUGCCCUUAGAUUUUUUUAAGGGCAUAAUUAGUAAUUGCCCUGUCAACAGAUUUACUAAUAAUGUAACUUUUAAAGCACAUGAUUUGCACUAUAAAAGGUGGCUGACAUACUAAUGGGCACCACACUGCAUGCUUAAAAUUUUAUUUGUGAGAAAAAAACUUAAAAACAUCUAUGAUUUCUCCCCUAUUUCAUAGUUGUCCAUAGUUCUCAGUUGGUCUAUCAUUUAAAAUCCCAUUAAAAAUAUAUCAAAGUGUGAGACAAAAGAGGGGAAAGUUUAAGGGGUAUGAAUACUUUUGCAAUGCAUUGUAUGAGGUGUUAUGCAAAUGUUGUAAUCAU
Poeciliopsis prolifica (blackstripe livebearer) is the source of this 4275-nucleotide messenger RNA. It is a transcript of the gene furinb, whose product is annotated as furin (paired basic amino acid cleaving enzyme) b. Gene Ontology annotation, cellular component: Golgi membrane; trans-Golgi network. The transcript has 16 exons. The record is from RefSeq and is a predicted model, not a curated record. Gene Ontology annotation, biological process: peptide hormone processing. Lineage: Eukaryota; Metazoa; Chordata; Actinopteri; Cyprinodontiformes; Poeciliidae. The coding region runs from base 544 to 3084 and encodes 846 amino acids. Gene Ontology annotation, molecular function: serine-type endopeptidase activity.